AUGAAUUUGGUCGUCCAACGGUUCAUUACGUGGGACGACCCACCUCCCCGCAGUCUUCUGCCAACCCAGUUUAUCUUGUCAGUAGUGCAGUACGAAACCAAGGUUAAAUCGCCAGCCAGCCGAAACGUGGCGGAACUAGUGGACCUAGAAUCUGACGAGGAAGAGGAGGACGAGGACGCGUUAGAGGACGGCGAGUUGGAAGACGACGUCGGCGCCAGCAACAAUGCCCGACGAGUGUUCGUAGACUCACAGGCAGUUCCACAAAACUCUCCUACGCGACCGGUGGCCCGUUCGGACCGGAGCUAUCGCGAAGGCGACGGCGAACGGCCUCGCGGCAGGAGUUCUCAGGAGCCACUCGGGUCGCCGGCGAACCGCGACGAGUAUCGCGGUGGGAAUGACCCAUAUCGCGGCGGCAACGACCACUACCGCGGUGGGCGCUACUACGGCGGCACCGACAAUUACCGGUCGCCCGUGGCGGCUUCGCGAGGUGGUCCGGAACGUGUGGAUCGUGCGGACCGUGUAAGCCGCAUGGGUGGGGACCGGUUUGACCGGGGAGACUACGAGGAAGACUACGACUGGGGUUCGUACGAUUCGCAGCGCGGACGCGGACCUCCGCGGCGCGAUGUCGUGGGUGCGAGACGCGGCGGCGACGUGAGUUCGGAAGAGUACUACUCUUCCGGACGUGUCUCCGGACGAACAGGGGGGCGCCCGGCAGGAUCUGGCCGUGCUCCCCCGCCUCCCUAUCGACAGCCACCUCCCAACUACCGACAGCAGCCGCCUCCAACCAGCUACCGACCCCAGCCCCCUCCCACGGUGGACUACCGACAAGUGUCUCGGAACUCCGGCUACCCCGCCACCCGCGGACCAGACCCCUCGCCACGACGGCCAGAACCAACGCGCCGAGUCGUCGGACCGGGCUCAUCACGACCUGACGCACCCCGUCCAGGUCCGCCUGGGUUCGGACCACACCCUGUGGGUGACAUAUAUGAGCAGGAGCCCCGACGGGUGACACGACUCAACAGCAGUCCCAGUGGUCCAGGUGGUCUCAGCACUACGGGUGGAAGUACCACGGGUGGAUCGUCUGCACUGGCCAUCAUUAUGCAGCAACAAAAGGAAAAAGAGAAAGCAUUUGCCAAGAAACAGGAAGAAGAGCUCACCAUCGACCCAAAGAUUCUGGCGGCCCGACUAAGGGCCAACCGCGCUCAGCCUGUGCGAGCUAAGCCGAUCAAGACCCGCAGGCGAUAG
Molecule: messenger RNA, 1245 nt
Organism: Gregarina niphandrodes
Lineage: Eukaryota; Apicomplexa; Conoidasida; Eugregarinorida; Gregarinidae
Exons: 2
Coding region: 1-1245 (414 amino acids)
Source: RefSeq, a predicted model, not a curated record